CGACUGAACCGGUCAGGCUCCUUCUUCUCUCCCCCCUCUCCUCCUGCCUCCUCCAGCCACAGCUUGAGCACCGAGCAUGUUAACAAUAAUGACGGCCCUUUCUGGCCAUCUAACAUCUGGAGCCAGGGCCCUGUCUCCAAACCCAAACAGCUCCCGUUCAGGCCUGACCGCUCAAUGAGCCUGACCGAGUCCAGCAGUCAUCUGCUCUCCUCCUUUGGACAGCUGAAGAACCUGGAUGCUUAUCCCUCUGCUGCAACUGUGGCUCCACCGCCUGGCUUCCCUCCCUCGUCUACUCUCCCAGCCCAGAUCCCACAAGUGGUGGCCCCUAAUCGUUACAAGACAGAGCUGUGCCGUGGCUUCCAAGAGACGGGCAGCUGCAAGUAUGGCAGUAAGUGCCAGUUUGCCCACGGUGAGGCAGAGCUGCGUGGACUGUUCCGCCACCCCAAGUACAAGACAGAGCCCUGCAGAACCUUCUACAACUUUGGCUACUGCCCUUAUGGCUCACGCUGCCACUUCAUCCAUGAGGACAAAAUCAGCGGAGGUCCGUUACCAAGUGCCAAAUUCCAGAAUCAGCAGCAACCAACUCACAGUGGUCAGAAUCCACGCCACCAGCUGCGCCAAAGUGUCAGCUUUGCUGGGUUCAUGGGAUCUACACGCAGCUCACCUCCUCCAUCAUUCCCUUCAUCCUUUAAUGAUCCUAACCUGGGGUUCAGCCGUGCUCCUUCUGUCUCCCCACCUCCUGCUGAUCUCCUCUCCCCAGUGUUUGGUGACUCCCUGCAGCGGGAGACAGCAGCAUUCCAGUUUGGCAACCUUCAGACCCGUGCCAGCGCUGGAGACAUCCACAACAUUCCUCUCAUCAUGGAGCCAAAAGCCUCACGCUGUGUGUGUGGCCAUGGAAAUAACUUUAACAGCAACAACAGCAGAGUCUUCGCUAGCGUGGAGGACGGGCACCACCAUGAUGGCAGCAUGCCGUUUCCUGGUCCUGGAGGCCACGGAGGAUUCAUGAAGCCUGCUGGACUCCAGCGUUUCUCCUCUGAGGACUCCCUGGAGGACAGCUACAGCAGCAGCAGUGGAGGUUCCAGUGGAACCGAGUCUCCAACAUUCGACGCAGCCACCAAGAGGCUUACUGUGUUUGAACGCCUGUCCCUGUCCGACUAAACAGAUCCAAAGAGAGGGAAAAGGAAAAGAACUGACACCUUGUUAAGUGCACCUGCAUUUAUCUGAACUUUCCUCAGAACCAGAACUGAUCAGGACAAGUCACCUUUUGACACAAUAACACUUAAAGUUCUUAAUUUAUGUUUGUAAAGUGGAACUCGUCUUGGAAAAUCUACAAAUACUGAGAUGAUUUUAGUACCCAAAUGUUAUCAGACUCUAUUUUUAUACUUAAAAAUAAUGUGUAGCCUAUAAGACCUUUGUAUGUGGUCUUCCGUAAAAAUUAACUCCUCUGCAGGUCUUGAUGGUACCAGCAAAUAGUCUGGUUUGUACUUACCAUAAAUUUGUAGUGAUCAAAAUGGCUUAUCUUUAGUGAUAAUCAUAAAUUCCUGCGCCUUAAAGAAUAUCCCUGCCUCAUAAGGCUAUUUAAUCUUGGUGCCAUAAACAGUAUGCUUGAUUCAGUAGCCUUAAUCAGUGAGACCUGACAUGUGUCAUUGAUGCCAUUUUAUCUGUGAUAUGCACUUUACAGCUAAUCCAAAUGGGAGAAACUGUCACAUCUCCCAGUAGCAUUCAACCAAAGCUUCAUACUUCACUUGCUCUCUCUCUCUGUGUGUGUGUGUGUGUGUGUGUGUGUGUGUGUGUGUGUGUGUGUGUGUGUGUGUGUGUGUGUGUCUGUACAUGUGCGUGUAUGGGUGUAUGUGUGUAACCGUCAUUCUCCUGAGACCUGGGGUGCAAGCAUCUUAAGUUGCAGAAUACUGAAAGAUCAAAGUGUGAUAACAUAAGAAAUGUCUGUCCGUGAGUUUAGAUAUUAAUAUCUCUAUGCAGACACAGAUUUAUUUCUUUAAAACAUUCUGUUAUCUUGGCUAGUUUGUGGAUUGCACCCCAUUUUUAUUGUCCCCUGUUUGUUUGACAACCUGGUUCAGGGACUUUAACACCACAGUAUUCCUUUUGGUUAUUGGUUGCCUUGUGUCUAACUUAAACUAAUAUAUUUAUUAUGAUAUUUAUUUGUGUUUAAAGAAAAAAAUGUAUUUUGUACUUUAUUUAUGGAGAAAUAUUUCAACGUCUGUGAAAUACCAAUGUGAGAAAAAGCAGUAAAAGAGAAUCUUAUAUUUUUAAUUGUCUGGAAAGGGACAAAAUAAAUUUCUGAAUAAAGAAAUGAAUGUAUGAUGGUC
This is a messenger RNA of Plectropomus leopardus (leopard coralgrouper), 2324 nucleotides long. NCBI's taxonomy places the organism in Eukaryota, Metazoa, Chordata, Actinopteri, Perciformes, Serranidae. The record is from RefSeq and is a predicted model, not a curated record.